CAGGAGGCUCAGAAGCCCCGGCCAUAAGAUGUUGUCUCUGCCGCCCAGCAGCGAGCGACAACAUCCCAGCCAGCCUCCGCUGGGCUUUCCGAGGCCCCACCCAUAGCAACGCCACACUGACGUCCGCGCGCCGGAGGCCGCCAUAGGCUCGCGUCGGAGCCCAGGACGACGUGUGGCGCGUGGACACCCAUCAGGUUCAGCCCUGCGGGAACCCGGCAGGCGUUUCCGGGCAAGGGUCUGUGCACCUGUUCCUUCCUUCUGCUCAAGUGUCUACCCCUUCUGGGAGAAAGGGGACGUGUCGGUCUCCAGAAAACAAGAAGCGCGGCAGCGAGCCUAGGUUAAGAACAGUGGGGAAGAUAAAGCCCAAAGCAAGAAGGUGCCUGGCACCUUAAAGCUGUUUGGAAGUUCACGUGACCCACUAAGUGCCGGGCCCCAGCAGUCAUGUGACGGCGCGCGCGCCCUCGCGCAGGGAGAGCCGGCUGGCGCUGUGCGCGCGCCUUCGCCGCUGCCUCCCAGCCCCUCAACGGGAGGGUGAGGAGCGGCGGAGUGCUCGGAAGACUGGGGCCGGGUGCGCGUGCGCAGCGAACAGCUGUCACCCAGUGCGGAACAAGUCUCCCAAAUUUCCCAAAUCUCCCUGGGCCGGAGGUCACCGUUUUCCUUCUUAUCUUCCUCCUCGGGGUCGUGUCCUCGCUCCCGCCCGCGCGCCAGAGGCUGCCCCAGCCAUCAUGGAGGUGGCCGAAGUGGAGAGUCCACUUAACCCCAGCUGUAAGAUCAUGACCUUCAGACCGUCCAUGGAGGAAUUCCGGGAGUUCAACAAAUACCUCGCGUACAUGGAGUCUAAAGGGGCCCAUCGAGCAGGUCUUGCAAAGGUGAUUCCUCCUAAAGAGUGGAAGCCAAGGCAGUGCUAUGAUGACAUUGACAAUUUGCUUAUUCCAGCACCAAUUCAGCAGAUGGUUACAGGGCAGUCAGGACUGUUCACUCAAUACAACAUCCAGAAAAAAGCCAUGACAGUGAAGGAGUUCAGGCAGCUGGCCAACAGUGGCAAAUAUUGUACUCCAAGAUACUUGGAUUAUGAAGAUUUGGAGCGCAAGUACUGGAAGAACUUAACCUUCGUGGCACCCAUUUAUGGUGCAGACAUUAAUGGCAGCAUAUAUGAUGAGGGUGUGGAUGAAUGGAACAUAGCUCGCCUAAACACAAUCUUGGAUGUGGUUGAGGAAGAGUGCGGUAUUUCUAUUGAGGGUGUAAAUACCCCUUACCUCUAUUUUGGCAUGUGGAAAACCACAUUCGCGUGGCACACGGAGGAUAUGGACCUCUACAGCAUUAAUUAUCUCCACUUUGGAGAGCCCAAGUCUUGGUAUGCAAUACCCCCGGAACAUGGAAAACGACUGGAAAGACUAGCUCAAGGUUUUUUCCCAAGCAGUUCUCAAGGAUGUGAUGCAUUUCUUCGCCACAAGAUGACACUGAUAUCUCCUUCAGUGUUGAAGAAAUACGGUAUUCCCUUUGACAAGAUCACCCAGGAGGCUGGAGAAUUUAUGAUCACUUUCCCAUAUGGCUACCAUGCUGGUUUUAAUCAUGGUUUCAACUGUGCAGAAUCCACAAAUUUUGCUACUGUCAGAUGGAUUGACUAUGGGAAAGUUGCUAAAUUGUGCACCUGCAGGAAAGACAUGGUGAAAAUUUCAAUGGAUAUCUUCGUGAGGAAAUUUCAGCCAGAUAGAUAUCAGCUUUGGAAGCAAGGAAAGGAUAUAUACACCAUUGAUCACACGAAGCCUACACCAGAAUCCACCCCUGAAGUAAAAGCAUGGCUGCAGAGGAGGAGGAAAGUAAGAAAAGCAUCCAGGAGCUUCCAGUGUACUAGCUCUCACUCUAAGAAGCUUAAGAAUGAGGAGGACGAGGAAGUGUCAGCUGCAGCUGCAGUUGAUGGGGCAGAGGGCCCCACUCCUGACCCAGACCCAGAUGACCUCAAGGACACGGAAAAGCCAGAAGAAGCAGUGAAACUAGGGAACACAGAAGUACCUUCAGAAAAAGAGGCCUCUGCUAGCAAGAUGCCGUUGGAUCACUGUUUAUCAGAUAACAGCAGACUCUCAGGAAACAUCUGCCUAAGCACAUCUAUAACAGAAGAAAUCAAAGCUAAGAAUGAUGAAACCUGUGCAAGUAUUCCACUUUCAAAUCCUGGUGAGGCUGACAAUUCCAUAUCUAGUGACCAUGUGACAUCUGAGGAAUCAGACCCACCCAAGCUUCCAUGGCCAAAGUCACCUGAGUCAUGCUCCUCAGUGGCAGAGAGUAACGGUGUUUUGACAGAGGGAGAAGAGAGUGAUGUGGAGAGCCGCGGGAAUGGCCUCGAACCUGGGGAAGUCCCAGGGGUCCCCAGUGGAGAGAGAAAUGGCUUCAAAGUCCCCAAUAGAAUAGAGGGAGAAACCAAAACUGCUAAAAGUUGGCGCCAUCCACUAAGUAAGCCUCCCGCAAGAUCCCCAAUGACUCUGGUGAAGCAGCAGGCAACGAGUGAUGAAGAGUUGCUUGAGGUUCCAUCGAUUGAGGAGGAAGUGGAAGAAACCGAGUCUUGGGCAAAGCCUCUGGUCCACCUUUGGCAGACAAAGUCCCUGAACUUUGUGGCUGAGCAGGAGUAUAACGCAGCCAUGGGCAGGAUGGAGCCGCACUGCGCCAUCUGUGCUCUCCUCAGGCCCUACUACAAGCCAGAUAGCAGCAAUGAAGAAAAUGAUUCUAGAUGGGAGACAAAAUUAGACGAAGCAGUUACUUCAGGUGGAAAGACUAAGCCCCUCAUUCCAGAGAUGUGUUUUAUUUAUAGUGAAGAAAAUAUAGAAUAUUCUCCACCUAAUGCCUUCCUGGAAGAGGAUGGAACAAGUCUUCUGAUUUCCUGUGCAAAGUGCUGCGUACGGGUUCAUGCAAGUUGUUAUGGUAUCCCUUCUCAUGAGAUCUGUGAUGGAUGGCUUUGUGCCCGGUGUAAAAGAAAUGCAUGGACAGCAGAGUGCUGUCUCUGCAAUUUGAGAGGGGGUGCUCUUAAGGAAACUAAGAACAAUAAGUGGGCCCAUGUCAUGUGCGCCGUUGCUGUCCCAGAAGUCCGAUUCACUAAUGUCCCAGAAAGGACGCAGAUAGAUGUAGGCAGAAUACCUUUACAGAGGUUAAAAUUGAAAUGCAUGUUCUGCAGACACCGGGUUAAGAAGGUCUCUGGAGCCUGCAUCCAGUGUUCCUAUGGUCGCUGCCCCGCCUCCUUCCACGUCACGUGUGCUCACGCUGCCGGGGUGCUGAUGGAGCCUGACGAUUGGCCAUAUGUGGUGAACAUCACGUGCUUUCGACAUAAGGUCAACCCACACGUGAAGUCCAAGGCUGAGGAGAAGGGCAUCUCUGUGGGCCAGACGGUCAUCACGAAGCACCGGAACACGCGGUACUACAGCUGCAGGGUGACCGCUGUGACAUCGCAGACCUUCUACGAGGUCGUGUUUGAUGACGGCUCCUUCAGCAGGGACACGUUCCCCGAGGAUAUUGUGAGCCGAGACUGUGUGAAGCUAGGCCCUCCAGCCGAGGGAGAAGUCGUUCAAGUCAAGUGGCCCGAUGGCAAACUCUACGGAGCAAAAUAUCUUGGGUCAAAUGUUGCCCACAUGUACCAGGUUGAAUUUGAAGAUGGAUCCCAGAUAGCAAUGAAGAGAGAGGAUAUCUACACUCUAGAUGAAGAGUUACCCAAGAGAGUGAAAGCGCGUUUUUCCACAGCCUCUGACAUGCGAUUUGAAGACACAUUUUAUGGAGCAGACAUCAUCCAAGGGGAGAAAAAGAGGCAGAGAGUGCUGAGCUCCAGGUUUAAGAACGAAUAUGUGGAUGACCCCGUCUACCGCACGUUUCUGAAGAGCUCUUUCCAGAAGAAGUGUCAGAAGAGACAGUAGUCUACUUACACUGCUGCAGGUGACAGAACAACUGGGCCAGAAGUGGGGCGGUGAAGGGACAGCCUGGGCUGUGCCACGUGUUUCCUGGGGCAGGUGACAGGCUGUGUCUCUGACAGUGGAAAAUUAGCCUCCCAGGACUAGUCACCAAAACCACAAAAUACACAUUAUUAAUUGGAUACCACAAUCUGAGGUUGUCUCCUAGUCUCGCUUUCACUUGUGAGCAGCUGUCUAUGAUCCCAAAGAAUUUUUCUAAGUGGAAGGAAAUAAUAGUGAAUCACCCACCACAAAAAGCCACUGCCAGAGGAGGUGGGUCCCCACGUGUGGCUCAGGCCCCUAGUCGGGAAACACAUGGAGGCCUCUCUCCUCCACCGUAGCAGGUGGGAGCCUCCAUUCCCAGGUGGGAGGGUGAUAAUUUAUAUAUUUUCCACAGUCAGGGAAGGACUCUCACUUAUUUGUUUUAAAUGGCAGUUUUUAUAAAACAUUUUUAAAACACGAAUGGCAUGUAUGGUAAUGAGAUUUACCCGUGUGCUAUCUGUAUUUCCCUUGUACAGAACUUUUACAUUUUUUUAUAUUCCUUUUACUUUUGAUUGUGUCUGAUGAGAAUUGAGUUGUUGGCUCUUGAGAAAGAAUUCUUAUGAAUUGUAUGGGAAUUUUAUAUAUUUAAAGAGGGAGAUCUGGGGCUGUUAUUUUUAAACACUUUUUUUCCAUAAUACUUAUUCUGAGUAGAUAUUUAUAAAAUAUAUGUUUCUUUCAUUAUGUGUUUGUAAAAUUAGUUUAAAAUAAAUAUGCUUUGAUGCAUAGUUUUGAAGUAAUAUGAUUUUUCCUUUUUAAAACAGCUUGAAAAUGUACUAGUGUUUAAAAAUAAAGAU
Camelus dromedarius (Arabian camel) is the source of this 4762-nucleotide messenger RNA. It is a transcript of the gene KDM4C, whose product is annotated as lysine demethylase 4C. The coding region runs from base 726 to 3893 and encodes 1055 amino acids. NCBI's taxonomy places the organism in Eukaryota, Metazoa, Chordata, Mammalia, Artiodactyla, Camelidae. Gene Ontology annotation, biological process: chromatin remodeling; regulation of gene expression. Gene Ontology annotation, molecular function: histone H3K9 demethylase activity. Gene Ontology annotation, cellular component: chromatin; nucleus. The transcript has 22 exons. The record is from RefSeq and is a predicted model, not a curated record.